AUGGCGGCCUCCUUCGGGCCCCUACACUGCGGUGUCCCCAGGCCCACGGCCUGGCCGGCGAAGGGCUUCGGGGGCCUCGCUGCCGGCAGCAGGAGGGCCAGGGGUGUCCUGCUGUGUGCUGCUGGCGUGUCAGGGGCAUGCGUUGGGUCACCGCAGCGAGAGUCGGGUCCCAGCCCUCAGGGGUACUGCGGUGGUCUGCUCGGCCUGAAGGGAAGCUAUGCCCCUUGGUGCCCCGCCUGCCAGAACCUGCAGCCCGAGUGGGAGAAGUUCGCCGAGUGGGGCGAGGACCUGGAAGUGAACAUUGCCAAGGUGGAUGUCACGGAGCAGCCGGGAUUAAGCGGACGAUUUAUCAUAACAGCUCUUCCUACCAUCUAUCACUGUAAAGAUGGAGAGUUUAGGAGAUACCAGGGUGCAAGAACUAAAACUGAUUUCAUAAAUUUCAUCAGUGACCAGGAAUGGAAAUCUAUUGAGCCGGUUUCAUCAUGGUUUGGCCCUUCCUCUUUCCUGAUGAGCAGUAUGUCAGCUUUGUUUCAGUUGUCGAUGUGGAUCAGGCACUGCCAUGGUUAUUUAACAGAAAAUGUUGGAAUACCCGUCUGGGGCUCAUACGCUGUUUUUGCAUUGGCGACUCUAUUCUCGGGACUGAUACUGGGACUUAUAAUGGUGUUCUUAGCAGACUGUAUCUGUCCAUCCAAAAGGCACAGACCGCCACAGUACCCUCAUUCAAGAAAGCUAGCUCCAGAGUCAGCUCAGCUGUUGAAAAAGCUGGAUGAAGAGCAAGAAGCAGAUGAGGAAGAUAUCUCAGAUGAUGAAACGGAGGGUAAAGACGUGUCGAACAGAAACUCGUCACCGAAUUCUGUAAGGCAGCGCCCAGUGAACACUGCUGCUACAAUGGAUAAAUCUUAGCUUUAUUUGCAUGCAGGAUUAGUGCUUGAGUCACCAACUCAAAAGGAGCUAAAUGUCAAAUCCUUCAGCUUGAAGAGAAGAAUGACUCCUGUCAUGGUAAUAUUGAUGCAUUUCACAAAUUCAGAGGGGGGG
Messenger RNA from Aptenodytes forsteri (emperor penguin), 1035 nucleotides. It is a transcript of the gene TMX1, whose product is annotated as thioredoxin related transmembrane protein 1. The transcript is spliced from 8 exons. The record is from RefSeq and is a predicted model, not a curated record. NCBI's taxonomy places the organism in Eukaryota, Metazoa, Chordata, Aves, Sphenisciformes, Spheniscidae. The coding region runs from base 1 to 903 and encodes 300 amino acids.